Molecule: messenger RNA, 756 nt
Organism: Emiliania huxleyi CCMP1516
Lineage: Eukaryota; Haptophyta; Isochrysidales; Noelaerhabdaceae
Exons: 1
Coding region: 1-756 (251 amino acids)
Molecular function (GO): calcium ion binding
Source: RefSeq, a predicted model, not a curated record
AUGGCGCUCUCGGGCCUCAUGUCUCGCUCCUCGGCUCGCUCGGCGCGCUUCGCCUCGAGUCUCGUUCGCGCCUCACCGCCGCUCCGCCCGGCGACCGUCGUCGCUGCCAUGAUGCCGCGUCGCAGCCUGUCUUCGCUGACGUCAGAAGAUGUGGAGCGUCUGGGAGCGAAGGGCCUCAACGACCCGAAGCUUAAGGAGCUCUUCGAGGGGAUGUGCGUGCCGGGCGAGACCAGCAUCCCGACCGAUGCGCUCGCCAAGCGCUUGGCCGGCUCGGACGGGAGCAGCUUCUACACGAAUGCCGGAGCGCUCGUAGAGCUCCUCAUGACCUGGACGGCCAAGAAAAUGGACACCAACAGCGAUGGCGUGGUGUCCUUCGACGAGUUCAAGUCGGCCGUCCGGCAGACCGAGGCCGACCUCCUCGAGACGUCCUUCUUCAGCACCAAGGCGCUCGAGAUGCUCGGCAUCGACUCAUUUGACGAGGAUGCGCUGCGCGCCGCCUUCGAUGCAUCCGACUCGGACCGGAGUGGUGGCCUCGACCCCUCCGAGGUGCGCGCUCUGCUGCUCAAGGUGAGCCCACAGCUGGCCGACUCGCCGGCGCUCGAGACGAUGCUGACGCGGGUGAUGGAGCGCCUGGACACGGACCCGUCGGACGGCGUCAUCACGUUCAACGAGUUCAAGGCCACCUUCGCGCUCUAUCAACACGACCUCGGCUGGUGGAAGGACGGCGCUGUGCUCGGCGUGUGGAAGCCAUUCUGA